Messenger RNA from Fusarium graminearum PH-1, 1968 nucleotides. RefSeq lists its product as uncharacterized. Lineage: Eukaryota; Fungi; Ascomycota; Sordariomycetes; Hypocreales; Nectriaceae. The record is from RefSeq and is a predicted model, not a curated record. Gene Ontology annotation, molecular function: phosphatidylinositol binding. The transcript has a single exon. Bases 1 to 1968 code for a protein of 655 amino acids.
AUGACAGGGUCCGGCGGCUCCGGUAUUCUCAUCGCUCGAAAAUCCGACGGCACAUGGUCGCCCCCAUCCGGAAUUAUGCUACACACGCCCACUCUCAGCUUCAUAAUUGGCGUCGACGUUUACGAUUGCGUCCUUGUUGUCAACAACCUUGCCGCUCUUGAGUCAAUCACGAAGCCCCGUGUCACACUCGGCGAAGAUGUCGGUCUAGUCAGCGGUCCCCUUGUGUCUCUGGAUUCAGAUGAGUCGCACAUCAAGUGGCAGGACAUGGGUAACACCGUUUUGACCUACUUGAAAUCGCGGGGUCAAAACCAAGCCGUUAACCUCAACGGCUGUAUCCUAGCCGAACGAGGGAAUGAGAACGAGCGCUUCUACGCCAGCCAAGUCACGCAGAUGGAUAUCCUGGCUGGCAAUGUUGCCCGCGACGUGGAGGAAGUUGGACCGCUUUCAGAGGUCAUUAAGAUGGCCGAGGGCAGGACAGACUACGAUGCUUCUGUAAUUAACAAGAUCGCCGCCGAAUGCGCACCGGGAGACGCCAUGAUAGCAACGCCCAAGUCCUCCACACCCGCAUCGCCCCGGACGGCCUUCGGAAUUCCCAACCAAGACGAUCCCGAUCCGUUCGGUGUUUUGGCCCUCGAGAUGGCUGGUUUGGAAAUCAGGGAAGCAGGAUCGAGAUUACGACCUACGAGUAGCCAAUUCGACUUCAACCCCGCGCCUUCAAGCCCAGCCUUUUCCAAGUUCAACAGACAAAGUAUAGAAACGUUCGUCUCAAAGAGCAAUCGCAACAGUUACAUGUCGUCGCGAACCGUCAAGAGUCAAAUGACGGAUGCUGGAACACAGACCGAUGUAGGCACAACGCCCGAGACAUCACCCAGCCCAGGUCAGAGCGAAGAUGGCCAUGACAGGAGUAUCCGCCUACAAAUCCCCGAAGUCACAGAGGAAGAAGAAGAGGUGGAUUACACAAAGGUCGAUCUGACCCCCAUAAGGCAUUUCAGCGGGGCCCAAUCCCCUCUCAGUACCACCAGCCACAGCAGCACAAUGGCCGUGGAACCAGACACCCUCAAGGUUGAGCCCAGGGAUGACACGGACAAGGCCUCGAGCAAUUAUGAUAGCGACAAGGAUGACAAGAGUAGCCGAAACGCCGACGAUGAGGGCGACUCAGAGAGUGACGCUGGAGAGGAGGACGAGGAGGAACCUGUGGUGUUUGAGGUUGCUGCUGUGCAGCCAGCAAGAACCCAGGCUGUUGCAUCCCGCAUGGUCCACGCCAAGGGUAACAUGGUCAUCAUUCCCAAAAGAGUCCCUCCCCCUCUGCCCAUGAGGAACCCCGGCAGGGCAUCGCGAUCUAGUAAGAGUGAGAUGGGCGAUGUUUCAAGCCUUCGAAGCCCUCUGCGCAAGGAGGCCUUCACCGAAGCAGACCUUGCAUCGGAUAAUGAGCACACCGACUCCGAGUCUUCACCUUACCUUAAGCCCAAGGAGUUCAAGGUCGAGAAGACCAAGAUCGAGACCAAAUCUGAUGACGACAAAUCAUCGGAAUCUGAGGUUGAGUUCUUCUUAGCCGAGGAGGUGAAGACGGAGGGUGCCAAGGCCGAAGUUACCAAAGUUGAGGACACCAAGGCCGAGGAAACGAAAGAGGAAGCGCCUGGAACUGAGCUCAAGGUUGAAUUGAAGGAUGCUCAAACAUCCCCCAGAAUUCCCCAGGAGGAGCGCCCAGACAGCCCUAGCACACCCGACAAGAAGCACACUUCAUCUGUGUAUACCGGAGUGACUGAAGACCGAUGGAGCGUCGACGGCACAACACUUACAACACCUACAUCAGACCGACCUUUUUCUGUUAUUGACGACAUAACUGAAGACGAGACCCCCAGGAAGCCAGCAAAAGAAGCUGAGCCAACUGAGAUGAAUGAGAAGCACGAAGAGCUAGAGAAGAUGGCAUCAAAAGAGACAACCUCCAACACGAUCACGGUGGUAUAA